UUUUGUGCACGUACGAAUUGAAAAACGGGUCCUCGUAUUCGGGUCAUCAUCGCAUCUACAAAAAUCGCGAUUCGCACCAAAAAUUUCCCCCAAUUUCUCCCGAUUCCCUCCAAUCUCACUUUUGGAGUCUCCAAAUUUCUUUUGAGUUUUCGUUUGAAUCUCAAAAUUCAACAUUUUUUUAUUCAAUUAGAUUCAUUCUCUUUCGAUUGAUCCUUCUAUUUUUUUUUUCAAAUCAAAUUUGUUGAUUACGUGAAGUUCUAGGUUUUCACUUAAAUCCUCCGAUCUGUUCAAUUUAUUCAUCAAAUAUAUUUUUAAAUUUUGGUUCUGCUAUUUACGAUUAUUGUUUUGUGUUUCGCCUCUGUAAAUAGAUUUGAAACUUCAAUUUUAUUCGGAGAUCCUUUUUUUAAUAUUGGGUUUAUUUUGGUGGCGGUGACUCGAUCUCAAGGUUCUUUGGAUCUGUAAAUUGAUUUGGGGUUUUGGAAGGCAUUUUAAACAUAACUUUGAGAGUACUCAGAAGUAUUUAAAACGUGCAUUGCUGGUGUAGGCCAUUUGAAGAAGAUGGGAAUCAAACGUCCUUUAGAGGAGGCAGACUUUCCAGAGGCUUCUUUUGGGAAACCUAUUGACUACAACAAAAAGCUGAUUUCUUGUACAGAGGAUUUUCAUAUUACUACUCCAAGAUUUGAUUCUCUUGGCGGACCAAAAAGCAACAUUUGUGAGUUACAGUUUGAUGGGCGACUUGAAGAUAGUGAGACAUAUAGUGCAUCUGCAGCUGACAAAGAGUUUGAGGCAAGUGCCCCUUUAUCUUUGGUUACCAGCAGUAGCGAAGAAGAUGCUGGAAAUGGAGACACGUCUUUCUGGUCCUACUUUCCAGGAUAUAUCGACAUUAGCAUACCACCAAGAAGACCCCCUGAACAAUUCGAUGAUCCCUACAUAUCUUUGUUAAAUUCUUCUCCGAAAAAAGAAGUUCCUCUCGGUCCAGAUUAUCAAGCUGAAGUUCCAUUAUGGGAAGGUGCAAACUACUUUACCGACGAGAGGGAGCAACAACUAAUGGGGACUUGUGUUAUUCCGAUGCCCGAUUUAAAUGAUUCCACCAGUGAUGGAGUUAGAGUUGGGCAUGGCAGAACAGUGGUUUGCAGCUGCCUGGAUGUGGGGUCCAUGAGAUGCGUGCAGCAACACGUGAAGGAAGCGAGAGAGAAGCUGCUCGAGACAAUUGGGGAAAAUAAUUUUAUAGAUUUGGGAUUCUGCCACAUGGGUGAUGAGGUGGCUUGCAAGUGGACCCCGGCCGACGAGCAUGUCUUUCACGAAAUUGUCUUGUCUAACCCCGUGUCACAUGGUAGAAAUUUCUGGAAGCUUCUUAGAUCUGCGUUUCCAUCUCGAACGAAGAAGGAACUCGUAAGUUACUAUUUCAAUGUGUUUGUGCUCCGUAGAAGGGCUGUUCAGAACAGAUCUUAUUUGUUGGAGAUUGACAGUGAUGAUGAUGAGGAGCAGACAUGUGGCGGUGGAGAUUCGUAUCGGAACGAAUCUCAGUCGUUGGAUCGAGAUACUGAUGAUGAUGGUGAUCGGAGGGGUCCAAAUGGGAAGUGCUUUACAGUUGGAGAAGAAGAAGAUGAAGACUCCACAGUUGAGUCUUUUGGUGAUCAAGAUUUGGAUACAAGCUGGAUGGAUGACUUUUGGUCUGAACCUGAAAAAGGGCAAGAGGGUGUUGAAAUUGAUGGUAAGAAGGGAGAAAAUGUUCGGACAAGAGAUGGAGUUGCGUAAUGAUCUCAGGUUUUUAUUCUUAACUUCAUUAUUAUCCGUUUAUUGCUGUGUAAAAUUAGGAAUGUUAAGAGGGGGAAGAGAGAGAGAAAGAAAAUGGAAACUUUUGCUUGAUCUUGAUGCCCCCCGUAUAGUUAAUUUAAUUGAAGGGAUGGAUGUAUUUAUCUACAAGAAAUUUUGUUGUUUAAUCGAUGUUUUGAUCGUGUC
Molecule: messenger RNA, 1962 nt
Organism: Erythranthe guttata (spotted monkey flower)
Lineage: Eukaryota; Viridiplantae; Streptophyta; Magnoliopsida; Lamiales; Phrymaceae
Product: ELM2 domain protein
Source: RefSeq, a predicted model, not a curated record